CCCGCCCAUAUUUGGGCCUUACGAGCCCACAGGCCCCGGAGAAGCCGCGGGGAGGCCGGGAGCCCGCGGGCCGGAGCCGCCCGGCCGGAGUGUGGGCGCUGGGCGGCCGGCCCACCCGUGGGGGCGACUUGAGCGUUGAGGGCGCGCGGGGAGGCGAGCCAUCAUGUUCAACCAGCAGCAGCAGCAGCAGCUCCAGCAGUUACAGCAGCAGCAGCUCCAGCAGCAGCAAUUGCAGCAGCAGCAGUUACUGCAGCUCCAGCAGCUGCUCCAGCAGUCCCCACCACAGGCCCCGUUGCCCAUGACUGUGAGCCGGGGCCUCCCCGCACAGCAGCCACAGCAGCCGCUUCUGAAUCUCCAGGGCACCAACUCAGCCUCCCUCCUCAACGGCUCCAUGCUGCAGAGAGCUUUGCUUUUACAGCAGUUGCAAGGACUGGACCAGUUUGCAAUGCCACCAGCCACGUAUGACACUGCCGGUCUCACCAUGCCCACGGCAACACUGGGUAACCUCCGAGGCUACGGCAUGGCAUCCCCAGGCCUCGCAGCCCCCAGCCUGACAACCCCCAGCCUCACACCCCCCCAACUGGCCACUCCAAAUUUGCAACAGUUCUUUCCCCAGGCCACUCGCCAGUCCUUGCUGGGACCUCCUCCUGUUGGGGUCCCCAUGAACCCCUCCCAGUUCAACCUUUCAGGACGGAACCCCCAGAAACAGGCCCGGACCUCCUCCUCUACCACCCCUAAUCGAAAGGAUUCUUCUUCUCAGACAAUGCCUGUGGAAGACAAGUCAGACCCCCCAGAGGGGUCUGAGGAAGCCGCAGAGCCCGGGAUGGACACACCAGAAGACCAAGAUUUAUCACCCUGCCCAGAGGACAUCGGCAAGGAAAAAUGCACUGCAGCACCUGAGCCUGAGCCUUGCGAGGUGUCCGAGCCGCCAGCCAAGAGGUUGAGGAGCUCAGAAGAACCCACAGAGAAGGAACCUCCAGGGCAGCUACAGGCGAAGGCCCAGCCACAGGCCCGGAUGACAGUACAGAAACAGACACAGACACCAGACCUGCUGCCUGAGCCCCUGGAAGCCCAAGUGCUGCCACGAUUCCAGCCACGGGUCCUGCAGAUCCAGGCCCAGGUGCAGUCACAGACUCAGCCACGGAUACCACCCACAGACGCCCAGGUGCAGCCAAAGCUGCAGAAGCAGGCACAAACACAGACCUCUCCCGAGCACUUAGUGCUGCAACAGAAGCAGGUGCAGCCACAGCUGCAGCAGGAGGCAGAGCCACAGAAGCAGAUGCAGCCACAGGUACAGCCACAGGCACAUUCACAGGCCCCAAGGCAGGUGCAGCUGCAGCAGGAGGCAGAGCCACAGAAGCAGAUGCAGCCACAGGUACAGCCACAGGCACAUUCACAGGCCCCAAGGCAGGUGCAGCUGCAGCAGGAGGCAGAGCUGCAGAAGCGGCUGCAGCCCCAGGCACGUUCCCAGCCCCCAAGGCAGGUGCACCUGCAGCUGCAGAAGCAGGCCCAGACACAGACGUAUCCACAGGUCCACACACAAGCACAGCCAAGGGUCCAGCCGCAGGAGCAGCCUCCAGCGCAGGUGCCAGUACAGCCACCAGAGCAAACCCAUGAGCAGCCUCAGACCCAGCCACAGGUGUCGGUGCUGGCUCCAGAGCAAACACCGGUUGUGGUUCAUGUCUGCGGGUUGGAGAUGCCACCUGAUGCAGUAGAAGCUGGUGGAGGCAUGGAAAAGACCUUGCCGGAGCCUGUGGGCACCCAAGUCAGCAUGGAAGAGAUCCAGAAGGAGUCGGCCAGUGGCCUAGAUGUGGGAGAAUGUGAAAACAGAGCAAGAGAGAUGCCAGGGGUGUGGGGCGCUGGGGGCUCCCUGAAGGUCACCAUUCUGCAGAGCAGUGACAGCCGGGCCUUUAGCACUGUACCCCUGACACCUGUGCCCCGCCCCAGUGACUCUGCCUCCUCCACCCCUGCAGCUACCAGCACUCCCUCAAAGCAGGCCCUCCAGUUCUUCUGCUACAUCUGCAAGGCCAGCUGCUCCAGCCAGCAGGAGUUCCAGGACCACAUGUCGGAGCCUCAGCACCAGCAGCGGCUAGGGGAGAUCCAGCACAUGAGCCAAGCCUGCCUCCUGUCCCUGCUGCCCGUGCCCCGGGAUGUCCUGGAGACAGAGGAUGAGGAGCCUCCACCAAGGCGCUGGUGUAACACCUGCCAGCUCUACUACGUGGGGGACCUGAUCCGACACCGCAGGACACAGGACCACAAGAUCGCCAAACAAUCCUUGCGACCGUUCUGCACCGUUUGCAACCGCUACUUCAAAACCCCUCGCAAGUUUGUGGAGCACGUGAAGUCCCAGGGUCAUAAGGACAAAGCCAAGGAGCUGAAGUCGCUUGAGAAGGAGAUUGCUGGCCAAGAUGAGGACCACUUCAUUACAGUGGACGCUGUGGGUUGCUUUGAGGGUGAUGAAGAGGAAGAGGAUGAUGAGGAUGAAGAAGAGAUCGAGGUUGAGGAGGAACUCUGCAAGCAGAUGAGGUCCAGAGAUAUAUCCAGAGAGGAGUGGAAGGGCUCAGAGACCUACAGCCCCAAUACUGCAUAUGGUGUGGACUUCCUGGUACCCGUGAUGGGCUACGUCUGCCGCAUCUGCCACAAGUUCUAUCACAGCAACUCAGGGGCACAGCUCUCCCACUGCAAGUCCUUGGGCCACUUUGAGAACCUGCAGAAAUACAAGGCGGCCAAGAACCCCAGCCCCACCACCCGACCUGUGAGCCGCCGGUGCGCAAUCAACGCCCGGAACGCUUUGACAGCCCUGUUCACCUCCAGCGGCCGCCCACCCUCCCAGCCCAACACCCAGGACAAAACACCCAGCAAGGCCCUUUGAACAUGCUGCUGUCUCUGCCUGGAAUGUGCUGGGUCCUCCCAUCUUCCUUCCCUCCUCUCCUCCUGGAUGAGUCCCACUCAUCCUUCAAGUCUCAGUAUGGAUGUCACCACCGGGAGCCCACCCAAUGCCCCAGACUGGAUCAGGCCUCUAUGCUGAGCCCCUAGCCCUCCUCAGCCCUCCACGACCCUCUCCAGGAUUGACUGCUGUGCUUAUCUGAGUGCUGUUCUGUUUCCCCAUGAAAGCUGAAUGGUCCUGUGUUCGCUGCUGGCUCCCUGGUACCCUCACAGUUUUGCAAUAAGCAUUUGUUGAAUGACUGAGUGAGUGAAUGAAUGAAGCCUCUGACUUGCCAGCCUCUCCGCCAUUGCUCAACUAUCCCUGCAACCUAGAAUGCCUCAACCACAACAGCCCAUCAAGGACCAGCUCAAAAUGCCUCCUCCAAGAAGUCUUCCCUGAUCUCCACUAGAAACCAUCACUCCUUCCCCUCCACGGCCACUCCAGAGCUGCCUUGCUCAGCAACACAGUGUCCCUGAGGACUCAAGGUCUGGGCCUGUGCCCACUGCGGGACCCAGUUCUGAGCCAGCCCAUGACUCAGAUACACUCAGCUGCCAGCUUGAGACCAAGGGGGAAGCAGCCAGUAGAGGAGCUGGAGGAGCCUAUCUGGGUUAUGGGUGCACUUGUGCCUGUGUUCUGGGAAAGGGCACCCGUUCCCAGCCACCCUCACAGAGGACAGAGUCCUGGGAAAUUGGCUGCAUCUUAAAGUCCAAGCCCCUCGUGGUAUAUAGCUAGGGAAACCAAGGCCUCCAAAGGAACCUGCCCAGGAUCCUCCAGGUUGGUAACAGAGUCGAAACUCAGGAUUGGACUUGGAGGUCGGGGCACUUGGGUUUGAAUUCCAGCUCUGCUUUACCCCAGCAAGUUGUUGUACCUUUCUGGAAAAAAGGGAAAAUAACUGGGUGGUUGUGAGGAUUCAAACAUAUCAAGAGUUCAGACAGUGGCCAGCGUGGUGGCUCACGCCUGUAAUCCCAGCACUUUGGGAAGCCAAGGAGGGUGGAUUACCGGAGGUCAGGAGU
Messenger RNA from Cercocebus atys (sooty mangabey), 3939 nucleotides. It is a transcript of the gene CIZ1, whose product is annotated as CDKN1A interacting zinc finger protein 1. The transcript is spliced from 18 exons. Gene Ontology annotation, molecular function: zinc ion binding; nucleic acid binding. The coding region runs from base 164 to 2872 and encodes 902 amino acids. Gene Ontology annotation, cellular component: nucleus. The record is from RefSeq and is a predicted model, not a curated record. NCBI's taxonomy places the organism in Eukaryota, Metazoa, Chordata, Mammalia, Primates, Cercopithecidae.